Molecule: messenger RNA, 1068 nt
Organism: Paramecium tetraurelia
Lineage: Eukaryota; Ciliophora; Oligohymenophorea; Peniculida; Parameciidae
Exons: 2
Source: RefSeq, a predicted model, not a curated record
AUGGCUACUCAAAAGCAAGAAAACAGAUUAUUCAAUCUAACUCCUAAUAAGUCAUAACAGAUUCAGCAAUCUACAUUUUUUUAGAAAGGUUUUGUUAGUUCUAAUAAUCUUCCAUAAAAAAUUGCUCCUAAUUAUUAAUUUACUUAUGAAAGCAUGCCUAAAGUGAAUUGUCAUUAUCACGUUGAUCAAUACAUUACGAUGUUUUGCAGAUGUCAAACUUGCUAAAUGCCCUUAUGUCCAUAAUGCGUUAAAAUCCAUUCUCAAGAACAUUAGGCCUAUAAUACAUAUGGAGAUUUCGACACUCUUGAGAAUUGUUUGACAGAAGUAUAUCAAUCUGUGGCUGCCAAUUGUAAUAGAUUUGUAGAUGAAAUGGGACAAUUGAAUAAAGUAACAGCAUUAAAUGAAGGAGUCAACUAUUAUAUGGAUAAAGUUAAAUAAGCAAGAUAAUAAUGUUAUUAAGUCAUUGAUAACUUCUUCAAUACUUUGGAAGCAGAACUAGCCUAAGAAAUAGAGGGAAAUAGAGGAUUUAUGACUAAUCAAUCUCAAAACUUUAGUAAAUACUUGCAAUAAAGGUGGAAGACAUUGAUGAGUCUUUUGGAAAAGCUGAAUACAGAUAGAAGUGUGAAGACUCUUGUAAAAUAUUACUCAUCCAAUCUCCCUCAGGAAAAUGAAGAAUAUUAUCAUGAAUCUAAUUAGUUUAUGAAACAGUUCAAUAAAUGUGUUCCUGAAAUCUUAUUAGAUUAAAGCGCAUUGUACGAGUUAAAUAUUGAUUUGGCAAAGUUUGUCUCAUUGAAAAAAGUGCCUGUUAUGAAGUAGGUAUCAAGAGGUUAUCCUUAAUAUUCUCCAAAUGAACAGAUGUAGCCUAUGUAUAAUUAAUAUAUGCAACCCCAACAAAAUCAAACUCUCAUGCCUUUGACAAAUACUGAACCACCCAUAGAGCCUCCAAAGUAAUAUCCAGUGAAACAAGGUUAAUUUAGAUAAGAACAAAGUCGUCCUGUCUAAUAGGACAACACCCAAAUUCAUCCGUAUUUAUUAACUCCUCCGAAAACGAGUAAUUUUUAUUAAUGA